Messenger RNA from Microbotryum saponariae, 3374 nucleotides. The record is from the annotation of a GenBank genome assembly. Lineage: Eukaryota; Fungi; Basidiomycota; Microbotryomycetes; Microbotryales; Microbotryaceae.
AUGACUCCUUCGGAUAGAAGUCCACUCAUGCUCAGCCUUCCCUCCACCCACACCAACAUCGCAAGCCUCUCAAAGCUUCACAUCUCUUACCUCCCCUCGAAACACCCACUACAUGGAUCCCUACCAUAUCACUUGGCGGCAGUACUAGUAGCACGGGCCCAACUUUGACGGAGCUCGAACAGACUCCGCACGGGCUCUCGGUGUGCAAACGCCUCAGGUCAAGGUUUUGGUUGGUCUGGGCUUUCUGGGUGUGCAAAGGGAAUUAUUCUAGAGGGAAGAAGAAGAAGGAUGGGACGAGGGAGGCAGAGACGUGCGAGGUCAAGAUGAUGGAUGAAGGUCGUGGAAGCGAAGAACGAGAGGCGAGCUUGUCGUUCGAAGAGAAAGGGGGCUUGCUGCCUGCAGAGAAAGGCGGUAAGUUGACCGGCGCAAAGUUAUUAUGAGACAGUAGCUUAGUAUCGUUCCCUAUCGAGGGCAUGGGUUACAGUCCGUCGAACUAUGCGCGAGAUCAUCUGGUAGUAAAGAAUCCCGCCGAUACUGACCAGAUCUCCUGUGUCCUCUCAGAUCUCACAGGACCUAGAAAAAGUUCGCGUGGAGCCAAACGAAUGCUCCAAUCCGACAUUGAGCACGACCCUUCGCUCUCGCCUCAUAGGAACGAAACGGCUCAUCUUCGAAGGGACAACUGUCUGUCGGCUGAGGAAAUGACUUUUCUGAGGGAGCGAAAGAGGAAGAUCGCACAGAGUCAGAGCUUGGUCGAGCUUUUGGUGUUGGAGGAAGGGGAAGAGAUCGAUGUGCGAGACGUCCCAAUAGUGAGUCAGUGCACACUGGAGCAAUAAGGAUGAACCGUGGAGCUGACGAGCAUUGAAAGUAUCAGAUCGGGCUAGGAGGGUCGGGAGGCGGAAUGCGUGCCAACCUCGGCUUCCUUUCGACGGUCCUCGCCUUUCAAGAGCUCGAUCUAUGGCCGUUGGUGUCCUACACAGCGGGGGUAUCCGGGUCCUGUUGGGCUCUGGCGAGCUUAUAUACGCUACCGAUCGCACGUCCGCUCACGCCACCACUCAACGCCGCCGCGGUGAUUGAGCACUUUAUGUUCGUAUCAGGGGAUCACCCUCUGAGUACGAAAUCGGUCAACCGAAUCAGGGAGGCACUCGGAGGGUACCAAUCGCUUUUCGGACCUUUGAUUUCAAAGUCCAAGAACGGUCAAAAGAUCUGUAGUGAGUACAGCCCACUGACCCUCACUUGAAGAAAUACCGGCACUAACGACGAUCGCUACACUGUGGGGCUUGACAGCGAUUGAUCUGUACUCGACACUGGUCUCAUCGUACUUCUGGAUGAUGCCCAGAAAAGAUGGGAAGAAUCAGAUUGAUCCGUGGGUACCCCGGCGUCGGCUCGUGAGGUCCAGAGAGGGUCAGUUCACUGACUGUUUCGAAUCUUCCUGUCUGAUUGUCAGCGCCUCGAUGAAAUGGUCGCGCGCGUACGAUAAUGCGGGCCUGGCUAAAGGGUGCGAGCCCUUCCCCAUCGUCAGUCACGCACAUGUAGGCUCCCAUCUGGAACGCUGCUCGAUGGCUUAAGAAUGGGCCGUCCUGGAACAGCUCACCGCCUGCAGACACGAACGGCCGUGGCGGUCAUGGAAGGAUCCGAACGUGUCGCCCCAUACGAUUGACGAAGAGAUGUAAGCUCCCUUGGGCGCGCUGGGUAAUUGAGAUUCUCAGAAAGAUGAUCAGUGCGUCCACUCAUGCACAGCGCGGAACACGAGAAACGCGAUGCGUGGUGGCAAUGGUUUGAGAUGAACCCCGUCGUGAUUGGAUGCGAUGAGCUGCAAGGCUGGGUACCGACAUGGAGUGAGUCAACCGUCUUAUAUAACGUCAUAUCAUAGACAAUAUCUCACUCACUCCGACCUUCAACACUGUACAGGUUUUGGGCGCAAGUGAGUUCGAUAUGCAUCCGUCUGAUAGGGGUUCAACUUAAGUCAGAGACCGAAUCCACCUCCCCAACCACAGAUUUGAGAAAGGCUCGUCGGUGCAGAACCUACCUGAACAUUCGCUGGCACUCCUGCUCGGAUCGGCAACUGCAGCGCCUGCUGCGCCCCUGUCGAGUUUUCUCGAGAUGCUGUGGACCAAGCUGCCACGGAACGUAUUUGGUUCGGCGUUGAGACGUGAGUUUCUCGUGCAGCAGAAUUCUUGGUUGUCCUCGCUGAUCAUAGUACCGCUACAGAUACACUACUGUCCCUCUCACGCCGAAUGGGUGACUCAACGAUGGACAAACUCGACAACAUUAACCCCAUUCACGCGAGCAACGAAGCCAACCCAUUCUUCGACGCUCCUAAACGCCCCGGCAGAGGGAAUGGGUUCGAGCAUUCUCCGCGGCUUCAUCUCGUCGAUAGUGGGAUGAGCAAUAACUGCCCGACGCAUGUGUUCUUGCAUCCUGCAAGGGAUGUAGAUCUCAUUAUCCUGUCAGUGCGCAGGACUACGCAGGCCAGGAGGCAGUCCACUGACUGAUCAUCCACACUCGGGUCUAUAGAUUUGAUGCCUCUUCAGACGUCCAGAAAGGCUCCGCACUGGCACGGAUCAACAAAUAUGGAGCAACAAAGGGACUCGAAUUCACACCGCGGCAAAGACUGCCCCCCCUAACGCCACCGAAGAUGGACAAGGCGGGCAAGGUCUUGCCGCUCAGUGUCGACGAAAUCCGAUUCAAGUUUGAAGGGAGAUAGUGAGUGUUUGCCACUCAGGCCUUGGGACCCAGAAUGAUGGAAGCUGAAGCCGAAGGUCAUUCCGCGUAGUGCUCAAAUCUUGGACGGCAAAGCUUUGCAUGUCGUCGAAGGUGCGCAGUCGUCCCUUUUCCGCCUUCAUAUCGCAAUCCAAUCACUAAAUUACUCACUCCGAAUCUUAGGCAGAGAAGGCGUCACCUACAACGAGAAGCAUCAACCGCAAGCUUGGCGAGACGUGACCCUCGUUUACAUCCCUUUGUUGCCCAAUGUGUGCAACCCUGAGUACGACCCCUCGACCGCACCUUUUUCAAGCUCGUACAAUCUCAUUUGGACGGCGAACAACGUGCUGGACAUCGUCAAGACGGCGACGCAGAACGUAAGCUGUACCCGAGUAUGCCACAACAUUGAUAUUGUUCUGACUCGCGCCCUUAUUCGACAGAUCCGAGACGGCAAAGUGAUCCUGACCCAAGCGAUCUCGGAGGUGUACGCCAAACGCAAAGCACUUCGGCUCGCUGGCGAGAGCUUCCCAGUCGAGCGAGCACGAUACAACAUUGCGAAUGAAGAUGAGGUAGGACGUGUGGUUAUAACAGCCAAAAACCCUGUUGAACUCGCUUUAGAUGCGAGUGAGGUGAGGGGGAAACGACCUUGGAUGACUCCAGCAAGUUCGCUAUAG